Lethenteron reissneri (Far Eastern brook lamprey) is the source of this 6357-nucleotide messenger RNA. RefSeq names its product uronyl 2-sulfotransferase (gene UST). Gene Ontology annotation, molecular function: sulfotransferase activity. Gene Ontology annotation, cellular component: membrane. The record is from RefSeq and is a predicted model, not a curated record. NCBI's taxonomy places the organism in Eukaryota, Metazoa, Chordata, Hyperoartia, Petromyzontiformes, Petromyzontidae.
GAGGCACACACGAGGUGGUGGUGGCAGUGGGCGGAGACGGCGUGGAGAGGGGGAAGAUGUGGAGCGAGUGGCUUGGCUUGCUCGCUGCAGAAACAGAACCAACAUCAUCACCAGCAGCAGCCGCUCGCCCGGGACUCGACUGGCUACGCACAUCGAACGAGAGCUUCCUGUCCGUGAACGCGGCGGCGUUGGGCAAAGCGACUACCCCAAACCCCUUAGCCCACCAUCAUCAUCAUCACCAACAACAACACACGAGUAGCGUCAACCACACAGCCGCAGGAGAACAACCGUCCGGCCACCGCCACCACCGACAGGGAUUUUACGAAUGACCGUCACGAGAAGCCGCUCGCGAUCCAAUGCGAGGGGCUGUGCCGGCUCUGGCGCAGCAUGUGGCUUGUGGGCAAAUUUGGCCCCAGAAACUACAUGGCUUGUCUGGGCUUACUCAUGCUGCUGUCAGCGGUCAGGAUUGUCAUUCAUCUGGGCGGCGGAGGAGUGUCUCGUUUUCUAGGAAAUUCUUCAAGACUGGAGUAUGAUUUUCCAAGCAGACCAAAGGUAUUGCCGUUCCCGAGCCAGCUCGUGUAUAACCGCGUGGGGAAGUGCGGGAGUCGAACCGUGGUGCAGCUGCUCAGGAUCCUGUCGGCGAGGCAGGGCUUCAACCUCCUCACCUCUGAAAUCCACAACAAGACUCGCCUCGGACGCAUGGAGCAGUCGGAGCUGAUCAAGAACGUGAGUGGCCUGGAGAAGCCGUUCCUCUUCACGAGGCAUGUCCACUUCCUCGACUUCACCAGGUAUGGCGUGGAGCAGCCAGCUUACAUCAACAUCAUCCGCGACCCCAUCAGCCGCUUCCUCUCCAGCUACUUCUUCCGCCGGUUUGGCGACUGGCGCUCGGAGCAGAUCCACCUGGUUCGCACGCCGGGCAUGAAGGAUGACGAGAGGUCCCUGAGUGUGAACGACUGCAUCCUCAAGAAUUACCCAGAAUGCACCAACCCUCGCCUGUUCUACAUCGUCCCCUACUUCUGUGGGCAGGAUCCCCGGUGCCGAGUUCCCAGUAGCUGGGCGCUCAAGAGGGCCAAGGACAACGUGGUGCAGUACUACUUGCUCGUGGGCAUCCUGGAGGAGCUGGAGGACACACUGCUGGUGCUCGAGAGGCUCCUGCCCCACUACUUCAGCGACGCCCUGAAGAUUUACAGCGACCCAGACUACUUCGGCCUGGGCAACGGCACGAGCUCCCUCAAGAAGCAGCUGCCGUCGCGGCGCGCCCUGCAAGUGCUGUACCAGAGGCUCGGCUACGAGUACGACUUCUACUACUUCGUGCGCGACCAGUUCCACCUGCUCAAGCGCAAGCUGGGCCUCAGGGUGCCGCGGCGGCCCAGGCCACAAGACGUCACGUUGCCCCCCGGGGCGACGCGCCUCUUCGCCGACGAGACGGCCGCGGUGGCCGCAGGGGGGACGGCGGCGGCAACGACGGCGGCGGCGGCGGUGGGAGGAGGAGGAGGAGAGGCGGCGACGGAGGAGGCAGCGGCGCCCGAGGCCCGUGCCCACGAGGGCCAGGACUCGGCGAGGGAAAGCGGCGGCGUAGGAGAGGGCACGGGCAGCCGAACGCCGCCCGUGGCGCACGGGGCUUUGGUCCUGCGCACGUUAAACGAGGAUGGGGGGAAGGAAGGUGACACCAACGUGGACGUGGAUGUCUCGCAGUGGCUGCGGGAGAACUACCGGCGCUGACCGCCGAGUCCGUUCCGCCGGGACACAUUUGCGUUUUGUUUUAUGUUCUGCACAGAAUAGAUGGGUUAAUUUGGUGUACAUAUACUGGAGUGACGAGCGAGUGGUAUUUGCGAGCUAUUUCAAUCGUGGGUGGCUUUCGCUUUGUGUGAUGAUGCGAACAUAUUUAAGAAGCCUGAGAUGAAAAAAAAGCCUAUACAGUUAUGAAAGUGAUUAUUUACCGAUGUUAGUUUCGCUAAGUUUUACGACACUCUAUGAGUGGUAUUUUGAAUUUUAACUCAUCAGAGAUUCUUUGCUGACGUGCCGUGGUCAUGACGUCUGUCGAUUAUGGCGGGCAAUCACAUCUCUGAAAAAAGAAAUCCGUUGAUCUUACAUCCUGAAUUGAGCAGAUUAAGUUGUGCAUUUGGUGUUCGUUAUGAAAAACAUUGUUCAAAGGGAUUCAAUACUCACGCUGACACCAUCAUGCAUAUUAAUUCACCAUCCUAAUAGACUCAAAUAAAACUAAACUAUUUAAUAUUUUACCCGGUAAGGCCCUAUGAGCUAACCAACUCUUUUUCAGAUGCGACCAGGCCACAAAUUAUAGCUCAACGAAGUGGCUUAUCACAUGGAAAUGUAUAGCAGCCAAAUACUCUAAACGUGUGAUUCUAAAUACAGGGUGGGGGGGGGGGGGGGGCCUGGAGGACCCGGAGAAAAUUCCACACGACCACAGGGAGAGAGACCUGCAAACUCCAAAUAUACAGCAGACGUCAUGGUCGGUAUCGAACCCACAACCUCCUGCAUACGAGGCGAGGUAGUUAAUAUCUCCCAUCCUUGUCCCCGCAUGUUAUUUCUUUGAAGGCGUGUCACACGGACUUCAGUUCCGUUUAUCCUGGGCGACCAAUCCCCUAGCGAUGAGGCCCAAGUGGAAUGUGCUCCCGUUGUGAAAUAUUUUAACGUUGUAAUUAACAAACUCCAGCGGCGAGUAAAACGGUGGGCCCUGCACCCGCCUAGCCCCACAGCCCAGCUCGCCAUGCCCACACAUCAAAGCCAGCACAGAAGCCACCCGGUUCUUUGUCGGGAUGGAAAUAAUUACCAAAGUGCGUCAUUGUCUGUUGGGGGGAAAAAAAAAGAGUACGUCACGGCGUAAUUUGCCGGCAAAGUCAGUUGUGCGCCGGUGUGGCUCAGAUUAUAAAUUGUGACGGCGAUGCAAUUUGCGCCGUCGACCAAAUCGCCCAGAAUGUGCCCGAUGUCAGAAGCUAAGCUGGUUUGAGCGCUGGACAGUGCUUGGACGGGUGACCACUGUGCAAAAGGCUGGUUGACAUCGGCUUCAGGGAUGUGUGGUGGGCAGCAGAGGGUAGUGCAGCAAAAAGCCAUCGCUGCGCCGUGAUUUUAUGCUCAACCCGUACUGAACCAGCGUGGUGAAGUAUGGUCAAUUAACCCCCCUCCUCACCCAUGCUACAGCCCACAUGGCAUGGGGAGGCCAUCAUUCGGAGGUGGAUUAAGGGCUGUUAUUUGCAACGUAACUCUGCGUGGUGUGGAAGUGCAAUGUGUGUAGAUGCUGUCAGUCUGGAGUUGAUGUGCCGAUGGGGUGAGUGUGUGAGUGGGGUUGGUGAGUGGGAGAGGUGGGUGUGCAAGUGGGGAGUGUGAGAGUGAGAAUGGUGAGUGUGUGAGCGAGUGUGUGAGAGGGGUGUGUGUGAGUGGUGAGUGAGAGUGGGGUUGGUGAGUGAGUGGAGUGAGUGGGGUGAGUGUGUGAGUGGGGUGAGUUUGUGAGUGGUGAGUGUGAGUGAGUGGGGUUGGUGAGUGGGGUGAGUGUGUGAGUGAGUGGGUGAGUGUGUGAGUGAGUGGGUGAGUGUGUGAGUGGUGAGUGAGUGGGGUGAGUGGUGAGUGAGUGGGGUGAAUGAGUGGUGAGUGUGUGAGUGAGUGGGGUUGGUGAGUGAGUGGGUGAGUGUGUGAGUGGUGAGUGAGUGGGGUGAGUGGUGAGUGUGUGAGUGGGGAUGGUGAUGAAGAGUUUCCGUGUAGAAUGGCGGCUACUCAAUUUGCUCUUCUGACGGAUGUAAGAACGUUCAAGUAUCACGGAUUAUUAUAAUUAUUUCACGGAAGAUAUUUACUUAUAAAGCACAAUUUACAUAUUUUGGGAAAUGCAAACCUUGCAAGAGACAUUCGUUGACUGCAUAUUAUGAAUGCUUUUUAUAAAAGCUUUAAAUGAAAAUUGGCUAUGAAAUAAAUAUAUAUACGAUAAUUUUAAUGAAACUACUUAGAACCAGGUACUGUGUAAUCUUCGUUUUCUUGCUACGUUUCCAGGAGUAUCAGUUUUUCCACCCCUCCUAAGUCUUACUUCGCUUGCCAUAAAAAUUGCGAUCGCAGAACCAAGGGAAUUCGAAGGUGGUGAUGGGACAGGUUUGGUCAUGGGGGCCCAAGGGGAGAAGCAAUGGCAAAGAAGCAACUGUGGUGGCCGCAGAGCAACGACCCAAUUCUGCUUCGGCCACACUCAAAGGGUCCAAGAGCCCAAAGUCGGAUUCGUGUCCCGUGCCAGAUGAACCCCGGGGUCCCAUAAGCCCCCGGCUCUCGCAUAAACUGCGUUGCGACGUCAUUGUAUGUCUGUUGAAGGCGGACGACACGACGAUCUAUUCCUCUCGACGAGCUCGACACGGUGCGCUAAUCAAAGUUGUGUUUCUUCUGCGUAUUCGUCCUCGCCUGCUGCGCUAGGACGACACGACACAACUGAAUGAUCCGCGCCAGGCGGGUCGCGGCGUUUGUUGUGCGCGGUGGGACGGAGUCGCCAAAAAUCAAUAAAUUAAUUACGAUUUUGACUUCCGUUUAUUCGGGACCACGGUAUCCCGCCAUAAGGUGCAGUUGUCACCGUCGUUAAAGAAAAAAGAAAUGUGCAGGAAAUUUAAACAACCCGCUCGGGGGGGGGGGGGGAAUACCGAUUCAGCAUGCAUGUACCAUGCCGUAGCCAAACGUGCUAAUGGAAGGUGCGGGGGAAGGGCAACACUUAAUCUAAACAAAGACAGAACAAAGAUCCCCCGUGGAGCCUGAACAGACUGUUGGGGCAAGUGCUGUUAGCGAGCACCAACACACACACACGCACAAAAUCAAUGUAAUUACACUGCUUCACACUCAGUCGGGCCUGCAGAUAUUGAGACAGCCACGAGCGGUGGGAGGGCAUGCAUAGCUGUCAACCCAUACGGUGUACCCGUGUUCUUGUACAGGGGAAUUGGGUUUUCAGGUCCAUACGGCGUACAGCCGUUUUAAUACGGGCACAUUUAAAAAAAUAAAUCUAUAUUUGUGUUUCUCCCUUGUGAUGGGACUUUGUAGGAUGAACUUUGAGAUGUAUAAGGGCACGGGGUGACCCAAUAAUGUCUGAAUUGGUGUGUAAUAAGGUAGGGCACUGAUAAGGGGUUGACAGCUACGGACAUGCUUGGCUGUUGAAAGGGCAUUUCGCUUUUGCUAUCGAGACUUUUAUUGUUGUUGUUGUCGCUCACCACGGCAAUUCUCCCGGCCUGCCACACCCACCAACAGCACGAUUGCGGCAUGCACCGAAUGCGCCCAGGAAAAGGAGAUCGGCAUUACAGUUGACAAGAGAUUAGCGGUGGAAAUGUUUGUCAAUUCAGUAUUUGUUUUUUUUAUUUUUAGUCGACGCUGACUUACAAGUCGAAGCGGGACGAUGACGACGACUAUCCACCGGGCACCCGAGAUUAUUGACCAACGUUUUUAGGGACAGAGGUGUAACGAGGACGACCAAAAAUGGCAAUUGGCUAUAUUUGUACGUAAGGUGUCACUACUGAUUGGCUAAGCAGAUAUUAAAUGCGAGGGGGAGCAAAAUUUUACGAACAGUGGAUGACAUUUUUGACUGCUUUUAGUCAACCAGACGAAGGGAAUUGCUCAAUGAAAUCCACAGGACCAUGGCUCGCCCGACAGUUCCAUCACGUUCUUUGACUUAAUGACUUGAAAUAAAAUUCGAAGUUAACACCGGGCAGUCGCUCCGGCAAAACAGUACAUUCCUGCGUACACUUGGAAGUAAUUUAAUGCAGACAGCAAUGCUACGAUAUUGUUUAACGUGUGGACCCACCACCGGAACCAAGUGCAUCUCUCUCUCUCCUGGGAGUACAUGGUCCACACCACCCGUCUUCACCUUGCAGUUCCCAUGGAAAGAUCAUCCGUAAUUUCGGGUCGGUGGGGCGAGCGCUGUUCAUAUAAACACCGACGGCGGACAGCCAACAACCAUUGGCCACCAAGCAGCGUUGGCCUCACCUGUGUCGCUUGUGACAAAAUUGGGUGCCCUUUGACGCCACGCCAACUGUCAAAAGGCUCGCUGGAAGGUCACGGGAAGGGCCCUGGUGUUAUGCACUGGCCACGCUCUCACGACACAUGUAAUACCAGACCCAUGUGGUCUCAACUCACAAAACGGCAAAGUUCAUCAUGCAUAGAGAUUUCUAAUGUACAAAUGUGCAAUGGGUGGUGGCAUGUUCAGACACUUAGCUUUGGUAAAAUGUUUAACGAUAGUCUUCUCUAACCAACGUACAGACAAGAUGUUGUGUAUUUGUCAUGACUACAAAGCCAAACAGUUCCAGUUUAUUUUGUGUAUCUACCGUGUUUGUCCUGGGACUGCGCGCACUGGAGAGAAAUAUGGAAAACAAGUUUCAAAACGAGGAUUCG